This is a messenger RNA of Entrophospora candida, 332 nucleotides long. The record is from the annotation of a GenBank genome assembly. NCBI's taxonomy places the organism in Eukaryota, Fungi, Glomeromycota, Glomeromycetes, Entrophosporales, Entrophosporaceae.
AUCAUCCUAAAGGAUACAUUACUCGAAUUAACCGUAAUAAUGUUCAAGAAGUCGCUGGCAGAUUGACCAACGCCAAACCACUUGCUUUUGUACUAAAAGAGGUUAAUAAUGUUCCGCCAACUCAUUGUGCCUGGUUAUGUAAAUUCGCAUAUUUCAGGUUAUGUGAUCCGCAAAAAAUAUCAAAUUCUUUGUGUAAUCCUGAUCACUUUUGUCGAGAAAAAAUUGAAGUCAUUUACCCAUAUAGAGAUGUCAGAUAUGUCUCGCAAUCUAGAAACAAUAGGCAAAAAACUCAAGGACACGCAAGAUACGAAAGCGUAUUUGUAGAUAUCUAG